AUGGAAGAGAUCCGAGCUGCCCAAUAUCCAGAUAUCAAAGACGAUCACAGCAAAGCGAACGACGAGAAGAUAAUGUCAACUUAUCUGAAGAGUAUAGCUGAUAACGGAGGUUCAUGGCCUGAACAGUUCAUCGAAGACACAGACGUGUUCAACAAGAAUCCAAGCGAGGUAUUCGAGUCUGAGAACCCUAUCUUCGUCUACGUUUACCCUAGAACAGAAGCCUGUGGUAGAACCGAUGGAUGCGACUCUGGUUCGUGGAAGAUCAUCGGUCAUGAUAAACUUAUCAAGAACGAGGAUACUGGGAAGUUUCUAGGGUUCAAGAAGAUUCUCAAGUUCUGCGGAAAGACCAAAGCGAGAGAUUACAAGAGAAGCUGGGUGAUGGAGGAGUACAGGCUUCCGAAUAAAUGGAACCCUAAGCAAGAUCACGUGGUUUGCAAGAUUCAGCUUUUAUUCCAAACAGAGAUCAGUUUCUUUCUCUCCAAGCAUUUCUCGUGUUCAUCAUCAGAUACGCUUCUUGCUCCAACACAGUCGUUGACAGCUUAUGGAGUCCGCUUAGCCAAUUCACAAGAAGAUGGUGCAUAUUAUCUGCAGAUGAUAUUAGAAUCUGGUGGAGACAGCUGGCCUAGCUACGUCACCAACGACGUGUACUGCGUGCAUCCAUCGACGCUUGCGGAUCACGAAGAUCAGAGGUUUAUAGAAUUCGGACUGUGCAUCUUCGCUAACCGGGAAGAGGCUUGUGGUGAUACCGAUGGGUGUGAAAGCGGAUGCUGGAGGAUCAAGAUGGAUGAUUAUUCGAUCUAUUCAAUGAGCCAUGAGGUUAUGGGUUUCCGGAGGGUUUUCGAGUUCUGCGAAGAGGAUGAAGACAGAUAUUUUGGUAUUGAGAAAGGAGAAGAAGUGUUGCUAACAUGGAUUAUGGAAGAGUAUAGGCUUGUCGAAGAGGCAAUGAAGGAUAAAGUGUUGUGCGUCAUCAAGAUUUGCAGAAUUCCAUAG
Eruca vesicaria subsp. sativa (arugula) is the source of this 990-nucleotide messenger RNA. The record is from the annotation of a GenBank genome assembly. NCBI's taxonomy places the organism in Eukaryota, Viridiplantae, Streptophyta, Magnoliopsida, Brassicales, Brassicaceae.